Molecule: messenger RNA, 1203 nt
Organism: Corylus avellana
Lineage: Eukaryota; Viridiplantae; Streptophyta; Magnoliopsida; Fagales; Betulaceae
Product: SGNH hydrolase-type esterase superfamily protein
Molecular function (GO): hydrolase activity, acting on ester bonds
Source: RefSeq, a predicted model, not a curated record
AUGGCGCCCAAUCUACUUCUUUCUCUCGUCACAAUCUUCAUAUCCUCCAUUUUUGCACAGCCAAGAGCUUUCCAAUACCCUCAAGACUUGUUUAGUUUCACGGACUUCAUUAUCCCCACAAGUUCACCCACUUCAUCCACUUCAGUCUCUCCCACCCCACCAUUUCCAGAGACCCCUCCUCUGGUCCCUGCUUUCUUUGUCAUUGGAGACUCCUCUGUCGACUGCGGCACCAACAACUUCCUCGCCACGCUUGCACGAGCCGACCGCCUUCCUUACGGCAGAGAUUUCGACACCCAACUCCCGACUGGACGGUUUUGUAAUGGAAGAGUCCCGGUUGAUUUUCUUGCUUUGCGUCUUGGACUUCCCUUUGUACCAAGUUAUCUUGGGCAGAGGGGAAAUGUGGAAGAUAUGAUCCAUGGAGUGAAUUACGCAUCUGCUGGUGCUGGGAUUAUAUUCUCAAGUGGUUCGGAAUUGGGUCAACACAUCUCGUUCACACAGCAAAUUCAGCAGUUUACAGAUACCUAUCAACAAUUUAUAUUAAGUAUGGGUGAGCAUCAUGCAACUGAUCUAAUCACAAAUUCAGUGUUCUACCUUUCAAUUGGAAUCAAUGACUACAUACAUUACUAUCUGCGUAAUGUAUCCAAUGUGCAAAAUCUGUUCCUACCUUGGAGUUUCAACAAGUUGUUAGCAUCCACAAUAAUUCUGGAAAUCAAGAACCUGUACAGCAUUAAUGUUAGGAAAAUGGUGGUCAUGGGGCUGGCACCUAUUGGUUGUUCUCCUCACUACUUGUGGGAAUACAGGAGUAAGAAUGGAGAGUGCAUUGAAUCCAUAAACAACUUGGUCAGGGAGUUCAACUUUCUCAUGAGAUUCAUGAUUGAAGAGCUUGGUCAGGAGCUUCCAGAUUCCAAUAUCAUCUUCUGCGAUGUGUAUGAAGGCUCCAUGGAUAUAAUAAAGAACCAUCAACUUUAUGGUUUCAAUGUUACUAGUGAUGCUUGCUGUGGGUUGGGAAAGUACAGGGGUUGGAUCAUGUGUGUAUCACCAGAAAUGGCUUGCAAUAAUGCUUCCAACCAUAUCUGGUGGGAUCAGUUCCACCCAACUGCUGAGGUGAAUGCCAUACUGGCAGACAAUGUGUGGAAUGGCCUUCACACAAAAAUGUGCUAUCCCAUGAACUUGAAGGACAUGGUUGUUUCCAAGGAAAAAUGA